GGACGUCUUAGCGCGAAUGGCACCCCCCGAUGCGGCCCAUUUACAGGGAAUUUUGUAAUGAUUAGCUGUGACGUUUAGGUACCUUACUGCUGCAUCUGCUGUAACCCUUCAGCCUCCAAAUCCAUAAACGCUCACAGAUUUUGUACGAUGCGACGAUCUGUUGCUGAUCUGUCGGUUUCAAGUGAUCCUAUGGGUUGUAUUUAUAUCUGCUUUCCACGUGCGCACGGCACACAUCCUCACCUUAGGGCCUAAUAACCAGUCCCCACAGCUCUCUGCGUUGUCUGGAAGUCAAUGAUUCCCUCUAGUGUCGUCGAUUUUGCCUACCAAUCCUGUACUCAUCCCACCUGAGCAAGGCUUCUUAGUCGUGCUUGAUCGUUUGCUGGAAUGGCGCCUUCAAAGCCUUCAGUGACAACCGGCGACCCGAGAGAUGAAGAUAGGGUGAGAACCCGGUCAUCCGGAGCGUCCUCCAUAAGCGGCCAUCUGCCAUCUUCUCACAGACUACGCGGAAGCUCAAUCGGUGCGGGGCACAGGCGCGGUAUCUGGCGUUUUGCGCGCCGGACGCUUGGGAUCAGUCUGCUUCUGCUGACUGUUUUCCUCUGGACCACCUCCAAUUUUCUCGCCAGCUACAUCUUUUCUGACCGUAGCUACAAUAAGCCUUUCUUUGUGGUAUACAUGAACACGUCCUUUUUCGCCAUUUCCACAGUACCAAUUGCCAUUAAAUACAUCAUACAGAAUGGUGGAUUCAAACACGUGAAAACCCAAGCAUUACAGGCCUGGCGAGAACACACUCACCAAACGGGGAAACCCAAUGCUCAAGCGGAACAUGGGGAUUCCGCGUUAGCGGAGCGGUUGCUCGUUGACGAGGAGGAGUGUCUCGAAGCACAAGGUAUCCAGGCUACCGCUGAGAAGCUCUCAUUCUUUGAGACGGCGAGAUUCAGCCUCGAAUUUGCCAUGAUAUGGUUCAGUGGCAAUUAUUUCGCAUCUGCCUGCUUGGAGUACACGAGCGUCGCUAGUGUUACGAUUUUGACAUCGACUAGCAGCGUCUGGACGCUGGUAUUCUGCGCAAUCAUGAAAAUUGAACCUUUCUCAGUCCGCAAGCUCAUUGGGGUGGUAGCUUCCUUGUCGGGUGUGAUCCUUAUAUCGUUAGUAGAUCUCUCCAGCGAUGACAACGAUGAUAGUCGAGGCAACUUCCCACACAAGACGCAAGGGCAGAUCGCGAUCGGCGAUGCAAUGGCGUUCUUCAGUGCCAUUAUUUACGGUAUCUACAUAGUUGUGAUGAAGAUCAGGAUAGGGAGUGAGGAUCGUGUCAACAUGCCCCUGUUUUUCGGGCUUGUCGGCACUUUCAAUCUUUUACUCCUCUGGCCAUUGUUCCCCAUUUUACAUUAUACGGGCAUUGAACCUUUCGAGUUACCUCCUACCGGUAAAAUAUGGGCAAUCGUUUUGAUCAACUCACUCUUUUCCUUCAUCAGUGAUAUAUCAUGGGCAUACGCCAUGCUCCUGACUACACCCCUUGUUGUUACCGUGGGCUUGUCAUUAAAUAUCCCGCUAUCACUGGUUGGAGAGAUGAUCCAGUACGAACAAUAUUCGAGCUCCGUAUACUGGGUCGGUGCUGUGAUAGUGGUCAUCUCGUUCUUGUUCAUCAACCAUGAGAGCCAUGAGCGCGAUGUCAAUGCCAAGACCGCAAGUGCAGAAAGUGACUUAUGAAUGAUGGGAUACAAGGACUGUACUUUUAAAAAGAAGGGAACGGGUCAUGCUAGAUUCAAGGUUGCAUUAAACAUAAGGCAUCGCCUGAAUGGGCUGGUUGUUAUGGCUUCUCUUUGGCAGGCACAUGUAAACUAUAUCAUAACUAGACGUUUGGUUGCUAGAUCAAAAACUUAUAAGAUUCCA
Messenger RNA from Xylaria bambusicola, 1887 nucleotides. RefSeq lists its product as uncharacterized. Gene Ontology annotation, molecular function: transmembrane transporter activity. Gene Ontology annotation, cellular component: membrane. The record is from RefSeq and is a predicted model, not a curated record. The transcript has 4 exons. Bases 385 to 1704 code for a protein of 439 amino acids. Gene Ontology annotation, biological process: transmembrane transport; regulation of peptide transport. Lineage: Eukaryota; Fungi; Ascomycota; Sordariomycetes; Xylariales; Xylariaceae.